This is a messenger RNA of Rosa rugosa (rugosa rose), 1797 nucleotides long. RefSeq names its product G2/mitotic-specific cyclin-2-like. The coding region runs from base 208 to 1518 and encodes 436 amino acids. The record is from RefSeq and is a predicted model, not a curated record. Gene Ontology annotation, biological process: mitotic cell cycle phase transition; regulation of cyclin-dependent protein serine/threonine kinase activity. Gene Ontology annotation, molecular function: cyclin-dependent protein serine/threonine kinase regulator activity. Gene Ontology annotation, cellular component: nucleus; cyclin-dependent protein kinase holoenzyme complex; cytoplasm. The transcript is spliced from 11 exons. NCBI's taxonomy places the organism in Eukaryota, Viridiplantae, Streptophyta, Magnoliopsida, Rosales, Rosaceae.
UUUAUUCUGGUAUGUGAAUCUCUGCUCAUAAAACCCCAAGAACAAACUGAGAGAGACAGAAAGAGAGAGAGAGAGAGAGAGAGAGAGAGAGAAGAGAGAGAGAGAGAGGCUUAACCCAACUCGGCCAAAUUCAAUAGCCUCGACCUUUCGUCAAGGUGCUUUCUUUUGGGUUCUAAUGUGUUGCGGCUGGUUUUAAAGGUGAUCGAAAUGGGUUCCAAGGAGAACAAUCAAGGUCUCGUUAGGCCUGCAAAUUUCCAAGGUCCAAGAUUGUUGGGGGGUUCCAAGUUUGUGAAGGAGAUUGGGCACAAUCAUCGAGCGGCACUAAGCAAUAUCACCAAUUUCAAAAGAGAGGCUUCUGGGAAUGAUGUGGCUGGUGAUAAGAAAUUGUCAAAUCUGGGACAUAGACCCAUUACAAGGAGGUUUGCUGCACAAAUGGUCCAGCAAUGCCCAAAGGAAUCUGAGGAAGUCAUUGUGACUACAUUGGUUCCAAAUCCUAGUGGUGUUAGGGAUUGUGAUCAGGAAAUUAAGAAACUGAACUCAUCUACCGUCAAUCCUAGUGGUCUUGUGGACUGUGAGAUCAUAGAUGUGGAGGACAGUGAGGAUGAAGAUUCUGAUGCUGUGCCAAUGUAUGUGAAGCACACAGAAGCUAUGCUAGAUGAGAUUGAUAGGAUGGAGGAGGAUGAAGAAUCAGAAGAUCCCAUUAUGGAUAUCGACACCAGCUGCGUUAAGGAUCAACUCAGUGUUGUGGAGUACAUAGAUGACAUCUAUGCACACUACAGGAAAACUGAGAAUCAAAGCUGUGUCUCCCCCCGUUACAUGGCCCAGCAACCUGACAUCAAUGAGAAGAUGAGGGCUAUUCUUAUUGACUGGCUUAUUGAGGUCCACUACAAGUUUGAGCUUAUGGAGGAGACGUUAUUCCUCACCAUCAACCUUAUAGACAGAUUCUUAGAGCGUCAAGUGGUGGUCAGGAAGAAGCUUCAGCUGGUUGGUGUAACAGCCAUGUUACUAGCCUGCAAGUAUGAGGAGGUUUCUGUCCCAAUCGUGGAGGAUUUUGUUCUGAUAUCAGAUAAGGCAUAUACUAGGAAAGAUGUCCUUGACAUGGAGAAAUCAAUGGUCAACAAGUUACAAUUCAACUUUUCUGUUCCUACCCCAUAUGUGUUCAUGAGGAGAUUCCUCAAAGCUGCUCAGUCUGACAAAAAGCUUGAGCUUCUGUCCUUCUUCCUCAUUGAGCUAUGCCUAGUGGAGCAUGAAAUGCUAAAGUUUCCACCAUCUCUGCUAGCUGCUGCAGCAAUUUACACUGCUCAGUGUAGUCUUUCAAGGUUCAAGCAGUGGAGCAAAACCAGCGAGUGGUAUACCAAUUACUCAGAAGAUGAACUUCAAGAAUGCUCAAGGUUGAUGGUUACUUUCCAUCAGAAGGCUGAAACUGGUAGGCUAACAGGAGUGCAUAGGAAGUACAGUACUUGGAAAUUUGGCUAUGCUGCUAAAGCUGAACCAGCUGAGUUUCUCCUGAAUCCCUGACGCUUCUGUGGGUUUAAGGGGCGAAAGCAUUACUAAUUUCAAGGUCUUUCUGAAGUUGUCACUUAGCAACAGAAGUUGCCCUGGGGGUCUUAGUGGGGAUGAUGGGUUUCUUCUUUUGUUGCCAACACAAACAUCUACUUGAGAGUCUGCAUUCUGCAGAUAAUAAUUUCUUAGUAGUUUUCCAUUGACUCAAUGUUUUCUAAGUUUCAAAUGGUUUCUUUGAUGUGAAUAUCCAAAUGGUUGCUUUAUGUGAAUAUAUAAAUGUGUUUGGUCUCUUGC